CAAGCAAAUUACAUCUCUCCCUCGCGUUUUUAUCUUCUUCCUCAUCACAUUUUCCUUAUUUAAUUUUUGUUUUUCUUGUAUGGAAUGGAACUCUGUCGUCUCCGACUCCAUUACUGAAUCCAAACAAGAAGCAAACACCUUUCACACAUAUCUGUCGUUCACCCACCAAACCCCAUUUCGUCAUCUCUCCUAUAUUAAGCCUUCAUUCUUCACCACCCACUUCACUGCAAUCCAAAACCAGACAAAAUCUAGAGAGAGAAAGCUUGAGACAUAGAUAGACAGUCGGGAGAAGGGGAAGAGAGAGAGAGAGGGAGAGAGAGCGCUUUUCUUGUCCUUCCUAUUUUCUCUUUCUCUUUCCAUUUCUUGCAGAUAUAAUCCAUUGGCCUUGACCCUUUGAACUAUAAAGCUCUUCAAUUCUCUCCCAUUUUCCUAACCCACCUCUCUGAAUCUAUCAUACGAAAAACCAACUUGUUCCUUUAGCUUUCUCGGCAACCAAACAGAAGAAAAGGUGGUGGCUUUAUUGAUAUGACGGCGUUUGGAGCGAAAUGGCAGGGUUUGAGAUCCGUGGCAAUGGUGAUGUUUCACUUUGCGGCGGCUUUUGCGUUUGUUUCGGCGGAGAGAGGCCUGAGGCUUGAAGGUUCGAGGUUCAACGGAACAGAGGGAUCCGAAUCUAAUUACCUUCUCAAAGCUGUGAAUUUCUUAUGGCAAUCGGAAAAAACGGGAUAUCAUCAUGUUUGGCCGGAAAUGAAAUUUGGGUGGCAAAUUAUUGUGGGUUCUAUUGUUGGAUUCUGUGGAGCUGCUUUCGGGAGUGUAGGCGGUGUUGGUGGUGGUGGCAUUUUCGUUCCUAUGCUUAGCCUAAUCAUCGGGUUUGAUCCAAAGUCAGCAACAGCUAUAUCAAAAUGUAUGAUCAUGGGUGCAGCUGGCUCAACUGUGUACUAUAAUCUUAAGCUAAGGCAUCCGACAAUAAAUAUGCCCAUUAUUGACUAUGAUUUGGCUGUACUCAUCCAACCGAUGCUCAUGCUGGGCAUUAGUAUCGGAGUGGCUUUCAACGUGAUCUUUGCUGAUUGGAUGGUCACAGUUUUGCUGAUUGUUCUCUUUAUAGGUACAUCAACAAAGGCGUUCUUCAAGGGUGUUGAAACAUGGAAAAAGGAAACCAUUAUGAAGAAGGAGGCCGCUAGGCAUUUGGAGUCAGCUGCUGCUGGUGAGAAUGUGGCAUACAAGCCUCUCCCAAGUGGCCCAGCGAAUGAGCAGCAAAAGGAAACCAAGGAGCAGGAGGUCUCGGUCAUUGAGAAUGUUUGCUGGAAGGAGCUUGGACUUCUGGUUUUUGUCUGGGUUGCAUUUCUUGCACUGCAAAUUGCCAAGCAACGCACAACUACUUGUUCUCCAGCAUAUUGGGUAGUGAAUUUGUUACAGAUCCCAGUUUCCCUUGGUGUAUCUAUGUACGAGGCAGUGAGCCUUUACCAGGGACGGAGAGUAAUAGCAUCUAAGGGAGAGGAAGGGACAGAUUGGAAAGUGCACCAGCUGGUUAUCUACUGUCUCUUUGGUGUAAUUGCAGGAAUCGUAGGUGGGUUGCUUGGAUUAGGUGGAGGAUUUAUCAUGGGUCCGCUGUUUUUGGAGCUCGGAAUCCCCCCGCAGGUCUCCAGUGCCACAGCCACAUUUGCAAUGACAUUCUCAUCAUCCAUGUCCGUUGUAGAAUACUACCUUCUAAAACGUUUUCCAGUUCCUUACGCUGUCUACUUGACCGCGGUUGCCACUGUUGCGGCGUUGGUAGGACAGCACAUUGUGAGAAGGCUGAUUAUACUAUUUGGAAGGGCAUCUCUGAUCAUAUUCAUUCUAGCCUUUACCAUAUUUGUCAGUGCAAUCUCACUAGGUGGAGUUGGGAUAUCGAACAUGAUCGGGAAGAUUAACCAGAACGAAUACAUGGGUUUCGAAAACCUUUGCAAGUAUGAUGUAUAAAAUGUGUCCUUUUAAAGGGGAAAAAAUUGCUAGGGUUCUCAUUGAUGAACUCUGUACUGUGUUCUGCUACUACCAGUUUCUUUUUUUGUCAAAGUUUUUGUACUUACUAGGUCAAAUUUGUGUUUUGCCCCCAAAAUUGUGGAUCAGUAAUGUGAAAGCUAGCUUUGUUAGA
Messenger RNA from Pyrus x bretschneideri (Chinese white pear), 2128 nucleotides. RefSeq names its product sulfite exporter TauE/SafE family protein 3-like. Gene Ontology annotation, biological process: protein ubiquitination. The transcript has 12 exons. Gene Ontology annotation, cellular component: Cul4A-RING E3 ubiquitin ligase complex; membrane. The coding region runs from base 526 to 1956 and encodes 476 amino acids. Lineage: Eukaryota; Viridiplantae; Streptophyta; Magnoliopsida; Rosales; Rosaceae. The record is from RefSeq and is a predicted model, not a curated record.